Patiria miniata (bat star) is the source of this 797-nucleotide messenger RNA. It is a transcript of the gene morn5, whose product is annotated as MORN repeat-containing protein 5-like. The transcript is spliced from 5 exons. Bases 81 to 605 code for a protein of 174 amino acids. Lineage: Eukaryota; Metazoa; Echinodermata; Asteroidea; Valvatida; Asterinidae. The record is from RefSeq and is a predicted model, not a curated record.
GAAUCGGGCCGGCCAUAAACGCAUCGCGGGAAGUCAAGAAACACUUAGUUGUGACGUCAUGACAACAGCUAAACAACAUCAUGGAGUACACCGGUAGCAGCUACGAAGGGGACCAUAAAAAUGGACGGAUGGAAGGAAAAGGCAAGUAUGCCUUCCCGACUGACACCAAGUACGAGGGCGAAAUGAAGGACGGAAUGUUCCACGGGCAAGGGACGCUGUUCUUCCCCAACGGCAGCAAGUACGUGGCCAAAUGGGAGAAUGGAAUCGCUGUCGAUGGCAAGUACACCUUCGCUGACGGUCUGGAGUUUGAUGAGCCAGAGUGGUUGUAUUGCGACGGCUACGACAGGCGAUUUUUCACCGAAACCUGUGACGGCCUCAAACCAGCAGGUCGCUCCCAGCUGACCAACCGCAUCCCGCCUCGGGACAUCCCAGAGGGUUGCUAUGACACCGGAGAUGGCUUCUACAACCCGGAUACCAGAGUCAUCGUGGAUUAUAACCACAAGUUUCUCAGGAAUGCAGAUGAUGAUGAGCAUGCAUGGAUCAUCAGAACAUGUCGGAAAGGAUGGGACGAAAUUGUCGGCUACCAACCCAAACCCGAACUGUAAACGGCGCAUCAGUGUAACAAAACUUUAAGCCAGAGUUUGGAUCAGUUUCAUAUCACCUCACUCAUAAAAUAAUCACAGAUUUUGAAUUUCCCAUUUUGAAAAGUGUGAAAUAUUGUAAAUUUUUUAUAAGAAAAUAAUUUGUGAGCGUCCAUGUACAAAGGUUGUAAAUAAAGAAGAAAAAUACAUUUGAAA